This is a messenger RNA of Homarus americanus (American lobster), 2210 nucleotides long. Its product is annotated as glutamic acid-rich protein-like. Lineage: Eukaryota; Metazoa; Arthropoda; Malacostraca; Decapoda; Nephropidae. The record is from RefSeq and is a predicted model, not a curated record. Bases 126 to 2195 code for a protein of 689 amino acids. The transcript has 15 exons.
CCCCACAACACAAGCACCUUCAGCCGGGCCACUUAUAUUUAUCCUAUUUUCUCCUCUAUUGGCGUUAUUCACCCCUUAUCACCUCCACAACCUAGAGAUAAUUAUACUAGAAGGUGUAAUAAAGGAUGCCUGGGUACUACGACAAGGGUGACUAUGACUCCAGGGUCGGAGGUGGCGGCAACCGUUACAGAGGUCGAGGAAGAGGACGUGGAAGCUAUGGUUGGGGGAGCCGGGGCAGUAGUACCGGAGGAGGAGGAGGAGGAGGAGGAGGAAGAGGCUACAAUCGCGGAGGAAGUAGCUACAACAGCGGGAGGUACCGAGGAGGUGGAGGCCACGGUACCUCUGGGGGCUACAGGGAGUCUGGCGGCCAUGAUAGGUACAGCGACUCGCGGCGUUCGAGCUCGCAGGUCGACGCUUGGGAUGACAUGGGAUCCAACGAGGCGUCGGGUAGCGGGGGAAGCUACGGUUCGCACCACAUGUCUGCGGCAGCUGGCCCGGGGGGAGCGUCGGGGCGGAUGAUGGCCGCGGGGGGGAGAGGGGACACUUCAGAGCUCUUUGGGUCACUUAACCAGCUGAGUCACCUGGGUCACGACAAGUCCAAGUUGGCGCUCAAUAUCCUCAACGCUCUAUUAUCUUCUGAUACAUCGGUCGGGGACAAUCAGGACAGCUGGGAGAACGGACCGCCCCCUCGGAAGAUGAGACGUAUGGACUGGGAUGGAAUGCAUCCACCGCCCUCGCGCAAGUAUCCACAGCGAGACCGUCACUACAGCCCCCGCCGGACCUGGGAACGGCGCGGCCGAGGCGGCCGGGCCUACGGUCCGGGCGAGCACCAGGCCGGGAACGAUUACCAGACGAGGAAAGUGGCAAAGGCCCGGCGCGGUAAACCCUGGCACGAUACCAGGACUAGUAAGGGCGCGGCCAAGGAUCAGAAGGCGAAGGACGAGGCUAAAGCAUCGGGAGACCCGGACAGGGACGAUGCCGACGCCUCCACAGCCGAUGCCAGCCAGAGUGAAGCAGCAUCCAAGGAGGAGAAGAAGGGAGGCAGUGAGGAGGAGGAGGAGGAGGAGUCGCUUCACCAAGGUGCAGAAGGGCAGAAGAAAUCCGCAGAGGAUAAAGGAGGCGAGAAGGAGUCUGAGGAGAUCACAUGGUUACCGAGAGAGGCUCUAAAGUGCCACAUGUGUAAUCUCUCCAAGUUCCCAGAUAUCAAGGCUUACCUACGUCACCUGGAGAGCCGAAAGCACGAGAAUAUGAAGUAUGCUUUCCACAUUAAGGGUGCGGCUAUACUCCACUUCCUGAGGGCAGAGUCUAAGCUGGCCUCCCAACGCCGCAUAGUCAAGAGCCAUCGCCGAGGCAUCAUGGCACCCAUCCUUCGGUGCCGCAAGUGCCAGUGUGAGAUCAUCGGGUACAUGAGGGAACAUGCCAAGACUGUAGAGCAUAUUGCACUGAGGAACUACCUGCGUGUACAGUGCUGUGGUAACACCUACUUCAACAGGGCUGACUUGGAGGAGCACCGACUAUCCCUCCUUCAUCUUAAGAAUCAACUUGAACUGGAGCAGAAACAAAAGGAGGAGGAUGAGAACAAGACAGAUGACGUGGGAGUACCCGAGAAUGCUAAUGGCAAGUUGUUCGCCGAGACCAUUGAAUUGCUGAAGAAAUGCAAGUACGCAGAGGCGACUAGCCCGGAGACGCUGCUGCCGUACGACCCGUCUGUGCCCCAAGGGUUAAACUUCAUAUGGAAAAAAUCACAUUAUCGCUGCCAAGUUUGUCGCAUGGCAAGGUUGACCUCCGCAGCAGACACUGAGGAACACUUCAAGUCUCUCGAUCACUACAACAACAUGCUCGCUCACCUCAGCAAGAUUGAGGAGGAGCGGGAACAGAAGAGGAAGAAAUUGGAGAUGGAGGAGAUGAAGAUGAAGGCACUCAAGAGGAAGAACGAGGAACUGGCCGCCAUUAUGAAGGAGGAAGAGGAGGAGGAAGAGGAAGAGGAGGAGGAGGAGGAGGAGGAGGAGGAGGCCAAGAAGAAGAGCGGAGUACAGGACGAAGGGGAGGAGAUCAGCUUCGAGGAUAUGCACAAUAUGGAGACGGUCGAUGAGGCCUCGGAUGACGGGGAUCAACACAUGCACAGCGGAGAAGAGGACGGAGACGAGCAUGAUGAUUCGGUGAGUGACGGAGACCAGGAGAUUAGUCAUCCCUAGUUUGUAUCACCUGGA